This is a messenger RNA of Colossoma macropomum (tambaqui), 2108 nucleotides long. Its product is annotated as B-cell receptor CD22-like. Lineage: Eukaryota; Metazoa; Chordata; Actinopteri; Characiformes; Serrasalmidae. The record is from RefSeq and is a predicted model, not a curated record. The coding region runs from base 1 to 1668 and encodes 555 amino acids. The transcript is spliced from 10 exons.
AUGAGUUACUGCUGCUGUGAGAAGUUCAGUUCAGCGCUUCUCAUCGCUGGGCUGCGGACCACAAGUGAAGAGCAGUGGGGUGUGACCUACACUCCUGAACGUGUCUGUGCUCUGAAAGGAUCAUCAGUUAAUUUCUCCUGCACUUAUAAACACCCUGAAGGACUCACAGUGACUAAAUCACUCUGGUUCAUUGAAAGUCAGUGGGAGCGAGAUGUUGAGCCUGUGGAUGUGGGAGAGUAUAAUCAGUAUAAGGGGAGAGUGCAGUACAGCCAGACCCUGAACCACUGUAGAAUGACCAUCACUGACCUGAGAGAGAGUGACGCUCACACAUACAAGUUCAGAUUCUACACUGAUGAUCCUGACGGCAUUUACUCAGGCAGACCUGGAGUCACUCUGUCUGUCACAGGUCUGAAGGUUACAGUGUCAGAUACAGAUGGAGGAGUAAAGAAGCUGACCUGUAGCUCCACCUGCACUCUGCCCAACCCCACUUACAUCUGGUACAAGAACAGACAGCCUGUAUUUAACCAGAACAGAAAUGAACUGAAUCUGAGAGACAGAACUGUGGAUGCAGGCAGCUACUCCUGCGCUGUGAAAGGAUACGAGGAGCUCCGCUCUCCUGCUGUCUGUGUUUUUGAUAAAGUCCUGCAGCUGACAGUGGAAGGUCCUGUAGCCACAGCGUCAGAGGGACAGACAGUAACACUGACCUGUAGCUCCACCUGCACUCUGCCUAGCAGAUCCACUUACAUCUGGUACAAGAACAGACAGCCUGUAUCUCAGUGUGAAUCUGCCUCCUGCUCUGUAGCUGUGGUCAGUGAAGCGGUCAACUAUAGCUGUGCUGUUAAAGGCAGUGCUCUCCACUCUCCUCCAGUGUGUGAGUACAGAUUUUCACAUGCACUAAUAAUCUUCAGCUCCCCUAAGAACACCAGAGCGGUCAUUCUUCCCUCUGGACAGAGAGUGGAGGGAGAUUCAGUGACUCUGACCUGCAGCAGUGAUGCAAACCCUCCUGUGCUCUCCUACUACUGGUUUAAUCAGAGCUCAGAUGUAGUGCUGGGAACAGGACAGAAUUACAGCAUCACCAGCAUCAGCUCCCAGCACAGCGGACUCUACUACUGCACCGCUCACAACCAGCUCGGACAGAGCAGCUCAGGACCCUCCCGUCUGGAUGUGUUAUACUCUCCCAGACCUCCAUCUGUAUCUGAGAUUGGGUUUAAUGGCUCAGUCAGGCUGGUCUGUAUCAGUGACUCCAACCCUGCCAGCUCUUACACCUGGUUCAGGAAGAUAGGAGGAGACAUCACACAGUUUGGAGAAGGAGCCAAUUUAACUUUAGCUGCAGGAACAGAUGGAGUUUUCUACUGUAUGGCAGAGAAUCAGUUAGGAUCAUCCAACUCAUCAGAAUGGACUUUUACAUCAGCUGGGCUGUGGAAGCAGUUUGCUGUUUGGGGAACUGUUGGAUUUGUUUCUGCUCUGGUUCUGUUUCUUAUUAUUGCUGUUCUCUGCAUUUGGAGGAAAAGAGGAGCAGAGAGAGGAGCUGAUGUUCAGCCUGUUAGAGACUCUCCUAGUGACACGUACUCAGCCCUGAACCCUGAAACCAGGACGUCUGAUAACGACACUCUGACUGUUGUCCGUCCUCACCCAGUGAUGAGAAGAGCUCCAGAGAACGAGAACUAACAGCUGUGUUCAUUUACUCUUCAUUCACCACUGUAGCUUCAGCUCUAUGGACAGAACAUUAAAGAGGCGUACGGAGGAUUUCUGAGGAUUAAAGAGCUUUUAGAGCUCAAAACACAUCAGAUGAUUCCUAAAGUCAGAGUGAUUCUCUCAGAUCAGUCAGAGGAGCUUCUGUUUAUGAAGGGUCUUUAUUCACUGUUGUGCUUUUAUACACCAUGAUGAUUCAAACAUGGACCAGAAUCAGGCAGUUCUGAUCAUUCAGUAUGAACAGAGUUAAGAUGAUUUGAAUCCUGUUUGAUUAAAAUGUCACUGUGUACAGUUAGAUUUAUUAAUAUAAUUUUUCUAAGUUUGGAUAUUUUAAAUCACUUUUUUGUAGCUUUAUUCUUGUGUGUUUUCAUUAUUUUAGAUUAGUAGAUCCUCUUAAACUCUUCUAUAGUUGUUCU